AUGAAAGCGUCACUUCGUGGGUCCUUCCCUGCAAACAUCAUACUACCGCAGGUCAUUCCUUUUAUCGACCGUAUCCAAGAUCCGCUGGCUCUGCAAAAAGUGAUGGAUCGAUGCUUCGGUGUCAUCAAUUGGGAUUCUCAACCGAUAAUAUCCUUCGCAAAAUCAGUUUCUCUAUUCUUCAUGUUCAGCUACUACAUAGUGUGCUGCUUCUGCGCCUUAUUUUUUAUUAACCCCGCGGAAGUUACACCAGAUAUAUACCUAAACAUGUGGUUCUACUGCGCAGCCAGUGCAUUCUGUUCACUACAGUGGAUCGUCCUAUUUCCGAGUCGCCAUUAUUUUUCGCAGAUUGUUGAGUAUCUGACCGAUAUACACCGCCAGGAUCCGUUUCAUCCUUUCCGAAUACGUUCUCGAUCGAUGAUUUUCCUCAGCACGGCUUUUCUGUUGACGAUGAACACCUGUAUGGCGAUCUUCUGGAGUUUUCUACUGUACGGAAGCUGUCCCAUAGCCGGUGCAUUUCGAAAUCCUACCGUAAAGCUGCUCUCUUCAAUGAUCUACCCUGUGCAGUCGAUACAUAUGGCAACCAUAUCAAACUGUGCAAUGGUGACCUGUUUCGCGGUACUACUAGUAUUCACAGUUGAGUUCGACAUCGUUGGUGAAGCGUUCCGAGAAGCGUUCAGCAGUUGGAACUCGGCUCAAGUGCGGAACUGCAUCGAGCGUCACCGAAGGUUGCUGCAGAUGGUUAACUUGUUUCGUGACCACUUGAGACUCUACCUUCUGAUUGCCGUGGGAUUGUACAUUCUUCUGGUGACGUUCACCUGUUUUCUCCUGGUGGUCCAACUGCACGCCGGAGAUAUCCAAGCCAUGCGGUAUAACGUGAUCAACGCUGCGUUCUCCAUCAUGACCAUCGUCAUGUACGGAGUAGUUUGCGAUCUGCUGGAAGAUCGGAUUCGGGAGGUUGGCCAGCAGGUGUACAAUGCUGAAUGGCCUUCGAAGUUGAUCUUGAACCACGGUCAUAGAGGUCGAUAUCUUUCUGGCAAGAGCUGUCUGGUGAUGGUCAUCGCUCGGUCUCAGAAGAAGGUUGGGUUCACCUGUGGAAACAUCUACCAAAUGUCAACCGUUACCAGUAUGCAGGUGUUGAAGUUGUGCUACACUGGAUUCACCGUGUUGUGGAAUGCUACCAAUAGAUAGGUAUUGCUUUGUGUAUCCACAGGACUUUCAGUUUUUGUGCAAGCUAAAUUAACAAGGUGUCUCAGUAAUAAUGCUGAUAUGUACAUUUGCACCACUUAUGAUUAUUGUGAAGCCAUUUUGCGAUUUCUUUCAAACCUUAUUGAAGUGCCGACCCCCUUUAAGAAUUUUAAAACCAUCUGGGCCCAAUCACAUUUUUCAGAAAAAAUAUGAAUUAAAUAAACGACACCGAGUUUUUUUUUAAGACACGGACACCGUCUUCAGCCAGACUGAACGAAACUUAACACUAGACAACGGACACGACACACAUUACGAGCAACAGUGGAUACGAGGAAGAAACAUUUCUUGUGAAAAGUUUCAUCACUCGGAGCGGGAAUCGAGCCCUCACUCCAUAGCACGGUACGUUUAUACGCUUGGUGACGCUAACCGCACGGCCACGAGUUAUUUGGGUACAGUGGCGUAGCCAGAAAUAUACUGAGUGAGCGAUUUCCGACGAUCAAUGAUUUUUUUUUACUAGACACUCAUUUUUUAUAAACAAUGAUGCCAUGUGCAUUCAAUUUGAGUCGUAGGCAGUGAAUCAAAAUUCAUCCAUCGCGCAACAAUAAUGACAAUGUCGCAACCUGUAUUUGUUGCGACAAUCCACCAAAUGCGACAUAAGAUUGUCUCAACUUGAAAAUAAUAGGAUAAACAUCGUACACCACGAGUUUAGAGAUUUUUCAGCCUUGCAUAGCGAUUUUCAAACGAUAACUUCGAAGGUAAACACUGCAACUCUGCUGAAGAUCUAUCAUCAAACAGUUUCGACUUUGGUUUUGUAAUAAUUGAUUAUUUACGAGUUGAAAAGUACGCAACAAAUUCAGCUUCCGUUUUGUCUGCAACAAAAAUUUUCGAGAUCAUGUCAUUAUCGGCUACCAGUAGGGAAAAAGAGUAAUCGUCGCGCCUUCUUUGUUGCUUGUUUUGUGCUUCUUUUGUCUGACAACUCUUUUCACUGGUCGUAGGUUUAAAAUAGCGGCCCAGCCAAAACAAUUUUCUUUUGAAAGCGUUUUAUACUGAAAAUUUGUAUCUCGAAUUGUGGCCCAAGAUCGGCGGUUCGAGGUUUGGUAGUGGUAUACCCUAAAAAAUGGAAAGGGGGUAUAACGCCUCGUUAAAUUCCUGUAUUUUCCAAACCACUCAUAGAGAUAAGCAAAAUUCGUAAUUCUCCAGGAAACUUAUUCUGAAAUUUCGACAAUAGAAGUUUGACGAACUACAACAGAACAUUACCAAAAAUGGAGUUUUCUAACCAAUACUGCAAAAGAUAUGUUCUGAAAAAAAUCCGCCUAUGAAUAUAAAAUGACAUUUACUUAUCAAGUCAGAAAAAAAAAACUCUCCUUAAACAGGAAACAUAAGUCUUGAAUAUUCACUAGAAAUACUCUAAAAUCAAUUCGAUUAAAAACUUCUCAAUAGACUUUAAGAUUUCCGAGUUUCAAAGACUUACAAAAAUUGUUUCCAUACAUGUACCAACUUUGAAAUUCUGUAGAUUUCGGAGAUGUUUUGAACAAGCAUAAUUUUUAUCCUGAAAAAGAAACAAAAUCCUAUG
Molecule: messenger RNA, 2758 nt
Organism: Aedes albopictus (Asian tiger mosquito)
Lineage: Eukaryota; Metazoa; Arthropoda; Insecta; Diptera; Culicidae
Exons: 2
Coding region: 1-1188 (395 amino acids)
Biological process (GO): sensory perception of smell; detection of chemical stimulus involved in sensory perception of smell
Cellular component (GO): plasma membrane
Molecular function (GO): olfactory receptor activity; odorant binding
Source: RefSeq, a predicted model, not a curated record